GGUGGCGGGGCGGCGGAUAGUAGCUAUGGUGACUUGAUUCCGUCCCCUCGCGUUCGAAUGUUCAACCCCGAAGCCCUUAGCAGCAGUUUCUGGGCGCCUGACCACUGCAGGAUUCCGGGUCCAUUAGCCACUAGGGUUAGAAGUGGUCAUGGCUUCGCCUGACGUCAUCAGAGGGGCGCGCGGCGGGAAAUGACGGCUUGAUUUUGUCCCGUCGUUUGGCCAUUCGCCCGUAGCAACAGCACGAGGCACCUGUAGCAAUGGCUCGGCCUGACGUCACUAGUAGGGCGGCUCGGGCUGACGUCACUAAUAGAGCGGCUCGGGCUGACGUCACCACUAGCGACGUUUCUAGUGGUAGUAGUAGAGCGGCAGCGGCGGGCGGCGGGAGAUGGCGUGGGCGGAUAGCAGCGCUGGCGUAUCUCGCGGCAUUCGCGCUGGCCAUCGGCGUGAACGUGGGCCCCUUUUUCCGCCGAUCCAAACCGCAGGAGCUCCUCGCUCCGACAGCCCCUGCGACCCCUGCUUCCUCAAUCUCACCUCGUGACGGACUCUCGCCCGUGGCGCUCCAAGGGAUGAGCGACGCCGGAGCGAUUGCCCCCACAAGCGAUGCUGCCGCUGCUGCUGCUGCUGCCGCUGCUGGUGCUGGUGAUGGCGGUGGUGUUGAUAGUGGUAUUGACCGCGUAGGCUCCCCCCCUCCUCCCCCUUCAACUCCCCUUUAUCCUCCGCCUUCCCCUCCGCCUUCCCCUCCCCCGCCCUCCCCACCUCCGCGUUCUCCUCCGCCUCCUUCCCCUCCCCUCUUUCCUCCUCCCAGCCCCCCUCUUUCUCCUUCUCCUCCUCCUCCGCUUCCUCUCAAAGAGGCAGCAGCAGCAGCAGCCGCACCACCACCACCACCACCACCAGCUGCACCAGCAGCAGAAGCAGCAGCAGCAGCAGCAGCAGCAGUAGCAGUUGUUCCACACUCCUCCUCCUCUCCUUCCGUUUCAACUGCUGACGUGGCAGGAGCCCCUCCCUCUCCGGUCGUUUCGGCUGCUGACCUGGCAGCGGACGCCGAGGAAGGACAGGAUAGUCUGCUAGUGGGGCUGACUAUAGUGAAUACCUCCGCUGAUCCUGGUGCAGUCUGCUUGGACGGCUCGCCUCCAGCCUUCAACCUUCAUGCUGGGAGGGGCACGGGAAGGAACAAGUGGAUCCUCUACCUCGAGGGAGGAGCAUGGUGCGAGGAUUCGUCUAGCUGCCUGGACAGGAAAUUCUCCAACUUCGGCACAUCCACUCAGAUGGGUGGCUGGAUGCUGCAAGGCAUGCUGUCGUCCAACCGCAACACAAACCCCGACUUCUUCAACUGGAACCUUGUCUACAUUCGUUACUGCGACGGGGCUUCUUUCAUCGGCAACGUCGAUGAGCCGAUGAAGGACCAUGCAGGCAAGCCCCAGCUAUACCAACGUGGUCUCCGUGUCUUCACCGCCAUAGUCUCACAUCUCCUAACCCACAACGGCAUGCAGUCAGCCUCCCACGUGCUCCUCUCCGGCUGCUCUGCCGGCGGCCUGGCAGCGCUCCACCUGUGCGAUCCCCUUGCUGAGAGAAUGAGACGGGAGGGGGGGGAGGGCGGGGAGGGCAGGGAGGGGGGGAAGGGGGGAGGGCGGGAAAGAGGAGGGGUGGUGGUGAAGUGUAUGUCGGAUGGCGGGUUCUUCCUGGAUGCUAAAGAUAUCGGAGGGACUUACCUGCUGAGGGACACCACGUUUCGUCCGGUUACCACGUUACACAAUGUCACAUUGAACCCUCACUGCCUGGCAUCUCGACCGUCAGACCAAAGCUGGCAGUGCUUCUUCCCGGAGCACGCGCUUCCGUUCGUCCGCACGCCCUACUUCGUUCUCAAUUCGCUGUACGACUCAUGGCAGAUCGCGCACUCCUUUGUGUCCUUCACUGUCUUCCCAGACAACGUGUGGCAUGCGUGUCGCAUGACCCUGCAGGGCUGCGAUCAGGACAAGCUCGAUAAGAUACAUGCCUAUCGUGACGAGAUGGUUGGUAAGAUCUCCAACCUGCUGUCGUCCAAUCAGAGCGCUGCAGCUGUCCGUCGGCGGCUUGUCGCGCAAGUUGGAGGGAGUCGGGUGGGGAAAGUUGGAGGAAUUCGGGCGGGGGAAGUUGGAGGGAUUCGGGCAGGGGAAGUUGGAGGAAUUCGGGCGGGGGCAGACGAGCUAAACACAGAGCAGCAAGAGCAGCAACAUAUACAGCAGCAAGAUUUCAAGGGACAGCAGGGGCAGAAUAAUACCAAGCACCAGCAGCAGCAGCAGCAGCAGCAGCAGCAGCAGCAGCAGCAGCAGCAGCAGCAGCAGCAGCAGCAGCAGCAGCAGCAGCAGCAGCAACUACAUCGACAGCAAAGGCGUGAGCUAGCUGAAGUGACUACAUUGAGUGUGACUUCGUCGAAUGGGGCGUACCUCAUUUCGUGCCGAGCUCACUGCAUGGCCAUGGGCCCCAUGUGGCAUGGCAGCACGGCUCCAAGAAUACAGAACAAGACCAUGGCAGAGGCAGUGGGAGACUGGUUCUUUGAACGACAGAGAGUCAAUCUGGUCGACUGCAAACACCCAUGUAACCCCACAUGCUGAUGACUUAGUAUUUUCAGGACUGUUAUAUUAGGGCGCAUUCCUACAAAGUAGGAUCAGAAUCAACAAUGUUUCUGAACCUGCCGUUUUACAACCAGCAGUUCAGCAAUCCUGUAAAUCUGUCGCUUGCUAGUUUAGGCGACGCCACUGCCAGCCCCGCACGAUCCUACGUGUACACCCCCCGCGACCAGAGCCACAAAACAAAACAUCGCAUCGACC
This is a messenger RNA of Closterium sp. NIES-67, 2807 nucleotides long. Lineage: Eukaryota; Viridiplantae; Streptophyta; Zygnematophyceae; Desmidiales; Closteriaceae. The record is from the annotation of a GenBank genome assembly.